AUGGUCAUAAACACUGAAAAACUCAAACAAACAUCAUUCUAUUUGCAUUCAAAUAAAAAUCGUCAAUUAUAUCCUUCUUCGAAAUAUCCUUUAAUAUAUUUAAUUGAUCGUCAAAGUAUUGAACGUCGUCUUUUAAACCAACCAAGAUAUGUUAAACAUUUUCUAUAUUCAUUUGCUUUCCUUAUAACAUUUAUUUUAAUUAGUGUGAUAUUUUUUCAAGGACAUAUUUAUGCUUAUAAUUCCUUCUUGGGUCCUUUUCAUCUUAAUUUAGAAGAUUUUAUUAAACAUGUAGAAACUUAUCAAAAUAAUCAGUCAUGGUUUUGGAAAAAAGAAUAUAUUCAAGUUGAAUUAGGUGAAAAUAAUAUCCAAAAUCCGCUUACUAAAUAUGAAACUAUUCGAGUAUAUUCUGAUCCACGUACACGUCGAAAUCAUAUUGCAACAUUUAAACGUGUAAAAAAACCAAGAAUCUAUGUUAAAUUACCAACUAUUUGGCAAAAACAUGCGCGAGCUCGACUUCCAUUUCAUUUUCGUUCAUAUUCAAUUUCAACAUUACAAUGUAUUGUUAGAAGUCUUCCAUUAAACUCAGCGUUCACAUAUCGAACAUGGGUCGAAAAAUCUGAAUAUGUUAAUUAUAUAAAUGAACAAUAUUCAGCAAAUUCUACUCAAUUUAAUAUAGCUGUAUUAACAAAAUGUGGAAUUCUAAUUGGAUAUUUAUAUCAACCAGUUCGCGAAAAAGCUUUUCUACCAACUCGAGAUCAUAUAUUCUAUUCAUAUGAUAUAGCAUUGAAUGCAACACUUCAAUAUUACUCAUUUUAUAAAUUAUUCAUUUGUGGAUUAUUUCUAAUUUGGUUAUCAUUGAAAUUUUUAUUUAAUUUUAUAAUUUAUGUCUCAAAUAUAAUUCGUUUUAAAUUAUUUAAUAAAUUUGGAUUAUUAUCAUUUUCUUUAGAUUUACUUCCCGGUGUAUUAGAAGAACUUUGGUUAUUAAAUAUUGAUAACCCACCACAUGAACAAUUAUUACAAUUAGAUAAAUUUAUUCGACAAAGUAAACAUAUCUAUAACAAUCAAUUAUUUAUUAUUGAAAAUCAUUCUGAACAUUUAUUUGUAAUUCUUUUGAAACAAGAUCUUUAUGAAAAUUUAAAUGUUCAAGAUCAAUUAUCUCCAUUUAUUGUUUGUCCUGUGACUGACAUACGAAAAAUUACUGAAUAUGAAGGUAUUUGCUACGGAGAAGAUUUAUCUUGGAUUCCAUGGCCAACAAUGCCACCAAAUGAACACAAUUGUUCUGAUUGGUUACAUGAAGAAUUAAUACAAAUAAGUAAACAUUACAAGGAACAGUAUGAAUAUCGUCUUCAACAUGAAGAAGAAAACGGAUAUCAACAAAAUUAUCAACAUAGGAACUAUUCACCUGCUAAUAUCACUUAUGGUCAAAUUCGUCAACGACGAAAAUCAAUACAAACAAGACCUGGACGUCUUAGUCAAUUAGAAAAAUUCAUUCGUGAAGAAGAAAAUUUUCAACGUCUCAAACUUGAACGUCAACAAGUCUUUCAACGCAUAUUUGAACGUACUAUUCCAGCUUCAUCUCAAUUCAUUGCUAAUUUUCGAAUACAAAAUAAUAAUAAUGAUAAGAAAAUUGAUUUUACUAUGGCACAAAAUAAUCUCAAAUGUAUGAUUUGUUUAGAAGAAUUUCAAUUAAAUGAUUCAUAUUCUAAAUGGCCAUGUGUUUCAAAAACACCACAUAUAUUUCAUUAUGAUUGUAUGUUAAGUACAUUACGAAUGAAAAAUACUUGUCCAAUAUGUCGACAUCCAGUUGAAGCUGCUCCAGUAUCACAUGAUUUCUACACGGAAUUUUUUUCAAGAUUAGUUUAG
Molecule: messenger RNA, 1863 nt
Organism: Rotaria sp. Silwood1
Lineage: Eukaryota; Metazoa; Rotifera; Eurotatoria; Philodinida; Philodinidae
Source: the annotation of a GenBank genome assembly